Molecule: messenger RNA, 10755 nt
Organism: Psammomys obesus (fat sand rat)
Lineage: Eukaryota; Metazoa; Chordata; Mammalia; Rodentia; Muridae
Gene: Prex2
Product: phosphatidylinositol-3,4,5-trisphosphate dependent Rac exchange factor 2
Exons: 40
Coding region: 197-4993 (1598 amino acids)
Biological process (GO): intracellular signal transduction
Molecular function (GO): protein binding; guanyl-nucleotide exchange factor activity
Source: RefSeq, a predicted model, not a curated record
CGCGGCUCGCCGCAGCCCGAGCACCCUCCUCCGCCCACGCCCCGGCGUCCUCCUCCUCCGGCCAGUAUGUGAAGCGGCGCGCUCCGGCUCGGACUCGGCUGCAACUUUGCGGGCGGCAGCGGAGGCGUCGGGCGCGGGGCAGCGCGCUCGUUCCCCCCUCCACCCCCCCUCCCGGCCCCGGGUCCCUCCGGCCACCAUGAGCGACGAGAGCGCCAGGGACGCGGACAAGCAGCUCCGCCUGCGCGUGUGCGUGCUCAGCGAGCUGCAGAAGACCGAGCGCGACUACGUGGGCACCCUGGAGUUCCUGGUGUCGGCCUUCUUGCAUCGAAUGAACCAGUGUGCAGCAGCAAAGCUUGACAAAAAUGUGACGGAGGAAACAGUGAAGAUGUUAUUCUCCAAUAUUGAGGAGAUCCUUGCCGUACACAGAGAAUUCUUGAAAGUUGUGGAAGAAUGCUUGCAUCCUGAACCCAAUGCUCAGCAGGAAGUAGGAACCUGCUUCCUUCACUUUAAAGACAAGUUUCGUAUCUAUGAUGAAUAUUGCAGCAACCACGAAAAGGCACAAAAAUUGCUUCUUGAACUGAACAAAAUAAGAACAAUCCGGACGUUUCUUUUGAACUGCAUGCUGCUUGGAGGACGGAAGAACACAGACGUUCCCCUGGAAGGAUACUUAGUGACUCCUAUCCAGAGAAUAUGCAAGUACCCUCUUCUUUUGAAGGAAUUACUGAAGAGGACCCCACGGAAACACAGUGACUACGCAGCAGUGAUGGAAGCCCUCCAGGCCAUGAAGGCGGUUUGUUCCAACAUUAAUGAGGCUAAGAGACAGAUGGAGAAACUGGAAGUUUUAGAAGAGUGGCAGUCACACAUCGAAGGCUGGGAGGGGUCCAGCAUUACUGACACCUGCACGGAGAUGCUGAUGUGUGGAAUCCUGAUGAAAAUUUCUUCUGGAAAUAUUCAAGAGCGGGUGUUUUUUCUUUUCGAUAAUCUUUUGGUAUACUGCAAAAGAAAACACAGACGGCUGAAGAACAGUAAGGCCUCCACAGAUGGACACCGGUACAUCUUUCGAGGUCGGAUCAAUACCGAGGUGAUGGAAGUGGAAAAUGUGGAUGAUGGCACAGCUGACUUUCACAGCAGUGGGCACAUUGUUGUGAAUGGGUGGAAGAUUCACAACACAGCAAAAAAUAAAUGGUUUGUUUGCAUGGCCAAAAGCCCCGAAGAAAAGCACGAAUGGUUUGAAGCUAUUUUGAAAGAAAGAGAACGCCGGAAAGGUUUGAAAUUAGGAAUGGAACAAGACACCUGGGUAAUGAUCUCUGAGCAGGGUGAGAAACUGUAUAAAAUGAUGUGCAAACAGGGAAAUCUGAUCAAAGACAGAAAAAGGAAACUGACUACAUUCCCUAAAUGCUUCCUGGGAAGUGAGUUUGUGUCAUGGCUGCUGGAAAUUGGAGAGAUUCAUAGGCCUGAAGAAGGAGUUCACCUUGGACAAGCCUUGUUAGAUAAUGGGAUCAUCCACCAUGUUACCGAUAAGCAUCAGUUCAAGCCAGAGCAAAUGCUGUACCGAUUCCGCUAUGACGAUGGUACAUUUUACCCGAGGAGUGAGAUGCAAGAUGUGACCUCAAAGGGUGUAAGACUGUAUUGUCGUCUUCAUAGCCUCUUUACCCCAGUGGUCAGAGAUAAGGAUUACCAUUUGAGAACCUACAAGUCUGUCGUCAUGGCCAACAAAUUGAUAGACUGGUUAAUUGCACAGGGUGAUUGCCGUACCAGGGAAGAGGCAAUGAUAUUCGCUGUCGGACUCUGUGACAAUGGAUUUAUGCACCAUGUCCUUGAAAAGAGUGAAUUCAAAGAUGAGCCUCUACUUUUCCGCUUUUUUGCCGAUGAGGAAAUGGAAGGAUCAAAUAUGAAACACAGGCUUAUGAAACACGACUUGAAGGUUGUGGAGAAUGUCAUAGCUAAGUCGCUGUUGAUUAAAUCCAAUGAAGGCAGCUACGGCUUUGGGCUGGAAGAUAAAAAUAAAGUGCCAAUAAUAAAGUCAGUGGAAAAGGGGUCUAAUGCUGAGAUGGCUGGCAUGGAAGUUGGGAAGAAGAUUUUUGCUAUUAAUGGUGACCUGGUUUUCCUGAGACCUUUCCAUGAAGUCGAUUGCUUCCUCAAAUCGUGCUUAAAUAGCAGAAAGCCGCUGAGAGUCCUAGUGAGCACAAAGCCAAGAGAGACAGUCAAGAUCCCAGAUUCUGCGGAUGGGCUUGGGUUCCAGAUCAGAGGCUUCGGCCCUUCUGUUGUGCAUGCGGUGGGAAGAGGUACCGUGGCUGCAGCAGCUGGCCUUCACCCAGGACAGUGUAUUAUCAAAGUAAAUGGAAUCAAUGUCAGCAAAGAGACACAUGCCAGUGUCAUCGCACACGUGACAGCCUGCCGGAAAUACAAGCGUCCAAUGAAGCAAGAUUCCAUACAGUGGGUUUAUGAUAGCCUUGAGAGUGCUCAGGAAGACCUCCAGAAGUCCCACUCAAAGCCCCAUGGAGACGAGGCAGGGGAUGCUUUUGACUGCAAAGUAGAAGAAGUCAUCGACAAGUUCAGCACCAUGGCCAUCCUGGACGGCAAGAAGGAGCACGUGAGCCUGACGGUGGACAACGUCCACCUGGAGUACGGGGUUGUGUAUGAGUACGACAGCACGGCGGGCACUAAGUGCAACGUUGUCGAGAAGAUGGUGGAGCCCAAAGGGUUCUUCACCCUCACUGCCAAGAUUCUGGAAGCCCUAGCCAAAAGUGAUGAGGGUUUCGCACAAAACUGCACCAGCCUUAAUUCUUUGAAUGAAGUGAUAGCUGCUGACCUUCAGAGUAAAUUCAGCACCAUGUGCAGUGAAAGGAUCGAACACGUACACCACAGGAUAUCCAGCUACAGAAAGUUCUCCCGAGUGCUGAAGAACAGAGCCUGGCCCACCUUUAAGCAGGCCAAACCUAAGAUCUCCCCACUGCACAGCAGUGAUUUCUGCCCGACCAACUGCCAUGUCAAUGUGAUGGAAGUUUCUUACCCUAAAACAUCAACUUCCCUGGGGAGUGCCUUUGGAGUGCAGCUGGAUAGUAGGAAACAUAGUCAUCAUGAUAAAGAAAGUAAAUCUGUAGAGCCAGGGAAACUGAACCCCAUGGUGUAUAUUCAACACACAAUCACAACCAUGGCGGCCCCUUCCGGCCUGUCAUUGGGACACAAAGAUGGCCAUGGCCUCCGAUACUUGUUGAAAGAAGAAGACUUAAAAACUCAGGACAUCUAUCAGAAGCACCUGGGCAAGCUCCAGGCUGCAAUGAAGGAGGUGGAGAUAUGUGUUUGUCAAAUCGAUGACCUUCUGUCAUCAAUAACAUAUUCUCCCAAACUGGAGCGCAAGACAGCAGAGUGUGUGACAGCAACAGACAGCGACAAUGAGAAGGGAGAGAGAAAUAGCAAACGUGUCUGUUUCAAUGUAGCAGGAGAUGAGCAAGAGGAUUCGGGUCACGACACAGUCAGCAACAGAGACUCUUACAGCGACUGCAACAGCAACAGGAAUUCCAUUGCCUCCUUCACGAGUAUCUGUAGCAGCCAGUGCAGUUCCUACUUCCACAGUGACGAGAUGGACUCAGGCGAUGAGCUUCCUGUCAGUGUCCGAAUAUCUCGUGAUAAACAGGAUAAGAUACACACUUGUCUGGAGCAGCUUUUCAGCCAGAUGGAUUCAAUAACCAACCUCUUGAAAGGACAAGCUGUUGUAAGGGUGUUUGAACAAACCAAGUAUUUCACACCAGGUCGAGGAUUGCAAGAAUUCCAACAGGAAAUGGAGGCCAAGCUCAGCUGCCCCAGGAGGUUGAGGCUUCACCUCAAGCAGGAUCCUUGGAACCUUCCCAGCGGCGUCCGGGCCCUUGCACAGAGCAUCCGAAAAUGUGUUGAAGAGGUGAAGUGUCGGAUCCUGCUGGCUCUCCUUGAAUACUCAGAUAGUGAAACCCAGCUCCGGAGAGACAUGGUUUUCUGCCAGAGUCUCGUGGCGACUGUCUGUGCCUUCUCUGAGCAGCUCAUGGCUGCCCUAAACCAGAUGUUUGACAACAGCAAGGAAAAUGAAAUGGAGACUUGGGAAGCCAGCAGAAGGUGGCUGGACCAGAUUGCGAAUGCAGGUGUUCUUUUUCACUUCCAGUCACUUCUCUCACCAAAUCUGAAAGAUGAACAAGCCAUGCUAGAGGAUACGCUGGUUGCUCUGUUUGACUUGGAGAAAGUCUCCUUCUUUUUCAGACCGUCAGAAGAGGAGCCGCUGGUAGCAAAUGUACCUCUUAUGUACCAGGUGGAAGGAAGCCGGCAGGCUCUGAAAGUUUACUUCUAUAUUGAUACUUACCAUUUUGAGCAACUGCCCCAACGACUGAAGAAUGGAGGAGGGUUUAAAAUUCAUCCUGUUCUCUUUUCCCAAGCAUUGGAGAGCAUGGAAGGAUAUUUCUAUAGAGACAACAUUUCCGUGGAAGAGUUUCAAGCGCAGAUAAACACAGCCUCCCUGGAAAAGGUCAAACAGUACAAUCAGAAGCUCAGGGCAUUCUACUUGGACAAGUCAAAUUCACCGCCAAAUGCCACCUCCAAGGCUGCCUACAUAGAUAAGCUCAUGAGGCCCCUCAAUGCUUUAGAUGAACUUUACCGGCUGGUCACGUCGUUCAUCAGAUCUAAGCGCAUCGCCGCCUGCGUGAACACGCCUUGCAGCGCCUCUGGAGUUGGGCUGCUGUCGGUGUCCUCGGAGCUGUGCGACAGGCUCGGCGCCUGUCACAUCAUCAUGUGCAGCAGUGGUGUGCACCGGUGCACCCUGAGCGUGACCCUGGAGCAGGCCAUCAUUUUAGCCAGGAGCCACGGGCUGCCUCCUCGGUACAUUAUGCAGGCCACUGACGUGAUGAGGAAGCAGGGUGCAAGAGUUCAGAACACAGCUAAGAACUUGGGGGUUAGAGACCGGACUCCUCAGUCAGCUCCAAGACUCUACAAGCUGUGUGAACCACCACCCCCAGUUGGAGAAGAAUAAGCACUCAAAAGAGUCACCCAGACAGAAGCUUCCAAAAGCUGACCAAGUCAACAUUCUCCACUGAAGAUAAAGAAAUACAGAUCUAAGAUGUAACCAUUCCCAUGGUGUAAAUAACUGAAGUUUGGUUCCUCCUUGGAUAUUCAUGUUGGAACCAGCAGUUCAUUCAGACAGUUCAGCCCCACACUAUGUGUAUUAGCAUUACAGAUUCAUCCUGGGGUAAAAUUCACUGCUCAAAUUUAUAGAAAAAUAGACAGAGGUAAAGGUUUAACUAUUUUGGUCCUUUUCUCAUUCAUUAAUUGUACUGUAUUUGUUUUUAACUUUCCCAGUGGACACAUGUAAUAGUGAUAGUUUUUCUUGAAGGAGGCUGUCACUAGAAACGACGGCCACACUCUGGAAACCAUCAUACAGAAAUGUCAAGGACAGUGUAGGUGGGUAGGUGCCUCAUCUCCCUCCCACACCACAGAUGUGCACGUGUGCGAGGCAGGAAGUCCAUGCUUCCCUUUCUUCUAGGGCUUCAUAGCAGUGAAGAAAGCUGUGAGGUCUUAGCAAGACUUCCUUCACUGUCGUCAAGUUUACUCUCUGCGCAUGAAAACACUCCAGCAGGCAGGUGCUUUUCGUGAUCUCUGCAAUGAGCCAUGAAUACUGGGCAAUGUACCAUUGAUGGUUGCGAGUAAGGAGUUGCCAGGGUUGGAAAAGUGAGAGGAGUGAGCAAGAAAGGAACAACAACAACAACAAAAACCAACAACAGAAACAAAACAACAACAACAACAACAACAAAAACAAGCCUAUUUGAAAAUCCAACCUUUAAUGGAGAAAGAUAAACUCUCGAUUUUAUGAAAUCUUCUGAUAAAAUAUCAGACCCUUAAAAUAAUACACCACCACGGGUAUUUUUUUAUCAAGGUAUAUGUGUAAGAUGUGAAAAUAGAUGUAUUUGUUGUGCUUCAAUGGGCCACUAGGAAAGAAUAUUGAUAAUUUAUGGAACCAAGGUAUAGCCUGUAUUCAUUCUAAAUGUCCAAUGUUUAUUACUUAUGUGUUGAUAUACAAACAUUGUAUUUAGCACCGCAAAUAGAUUAAUAUUGGUUUUAAAUAUAUAAUUUUAAAAGAAAUGAGAACAUCCUUACUGUGAUUAUGCUAGAGUCAUGCUUUGUGUAGUGAUAAGGAUAAAUUGUGCCUUCAGGCGAUAUUAUCAUUGUAUAGACGUCAUGGAGUGCACGAGCUAAGAUGACUAUAGCCUCAUUAGAUGGCAUGACCUAUGGAACCAUCUCCUAUAGGCUGACCAUCACUGACCCAACCCCAGUGUGCAGCACAGGACUCUGUAUGGAUAUAUGUUAAGAACAUGAAUUCCUUACCAUAACUACAGUUUUGGGAGAACAUUAGUCUUUAUAAAUCUCAUUAUGACUUCCAAACAACCAUUAAAAGCCAUCUUUACUGCCAGUGAUAUAUUGAAUUUAAAAGUGUGUUACAAAGGUAUGGGAUAUAUGUUUCCUACUAGUUAAGGUAAAAAUUAUUUGGCACAGAGCACUUGAGAUUGUUUUCAGUCAGUCUGUAUGUGACUAAUCAUAGGGAAAGUAACAUCAGUUUCUAAAGAAAAUCCUUAGCAUUUUGAACUUAAUAACGAUAUGACAUAUACUUGCAUAUUUUUAUGACAUGCAUUCAUAAAUUUCAGGAAAUUAACAUUUUUGCUACCAUCAGCACACAAACGUGAUGCUCUGGUAAUUCAGGCGGCCUCUCUGAAAGUCUUGAGAGUAAGGAGAACCAACUGACUGAAUGAUUGAAUGACCGACUGACCGACUGACUGACUCACCGAGUAAACAGACCAUUCAUGCUGCUUCACUGUUCUCCAUUCCCCAUCCUGGCAGGAAGUCACCAUAGAGGCAUGGAAGGGCUACAGAUCGUGGGUACAUCUCAUAGAGUGUAUUAUCUGCUUUUGCAGUAUUUAUAAGUUAGUGUAUUUUAAGGAUCCACUCUCUAUAACAGAAUGUAACUUUCUGAUUAAUGUUAUUUUUUGAGUUAAACAUACUAUCUGUGUACACAGCACUUACUAACUUUAAACAUUUGCUGGUGGUUUAUAGUAACACCAGUGACUGUAAUUCUCAUCAUAAUAAAGUCAUAGCUGACCUGGUUUAGUGUGUACUAAAUGGCAUCUCUGAUUGCUUAGCCCACAUUUUGCUCUUCCUUCUUCACAUAGCCUCACAGCAGUGAUGAAAGAUGUUUUGUCACCUACACUUCAUAGUUGAGCUGAAGCAGAGACUAAUACAGUAACUUGUGCAAGCUCAAUUGGCAAGCAUGAGCAUGGGGGAGUCAGAGAUGAACACCCACCUUUAUGAAUCGCACUGCUUUUCUUUAUUAGUGUGAGAGCCAUUGUAAUAUCAAUGAUUAUUCUCCUGCUAAGACCGGGGCUUUAUGACAUGUGUUGUCAUUUGAUUAUACAAACUAUAUUGCAAAAUCAAGUGGGAACAUGCAAAAUACCUUUCAGCUACAGGGUCUUGUGGGCAUUUCCCAUUCAUAACUGAAGAGGCCACACAUGUAUUGCAAGCCAGGAGUAGGACGGUAUAUAAAAUUUGACUAUAAUUCCAAAACAGUGGUAACACUUAAUAAUUUCUGAUCAAUGAGCGGUCGUUUUUCAAUGCUAUGUUACAUACCUCCCUUUGACAUUGGGAUUUUAGGCCACUCUUGCUUUCAUGUUGCGCUGUCCUCUGUAGCCAGUGGUUAUUGACAAGCCCCUGAAAAAGCCUGCUUACCGUUCUUCCAACUUCUGGAUGUGGACAUGGGCUACCGUUUACCCCACUGAGAUAUUUCAGAUCUUAUCAUGGGACCUGAAUCGUAUCUACUAUCUUACAGGUUCUUCUCAUUGUUUUCUAACAUUACAAAAUUUAAUUUUGUAAAAAAAAAAAAAAGUGAAGAUUUGAGGACUGAAAAUUCAUGUAUUUCUUAUCUAGAGAGAAAGAUAGAGGAUGAGAACUGUGGUCUAGGUUUCUUUGGCAGGGAAAUGCAAUGCUGAGUUUCUCCCGUAAACCAGGAUCCGCGUCUGUAGGCUCAUGGGGCUUGCUUUCUGGUGUUUUCCAGCUGUCAUCAAUUCCCUGUGUAUUAAUUGGCUGCUCUUCUUGAAGAACGAUGUCCAAUUAAAAAGGAAGAUAGGCCUUGGAACAUGGCACGGUGGUUGAGCACUUGCCUAGCACAUGUGAAGUCAUAUGUUAAACCAUGUUGGCUUUCCUUUAAGCCAACAGUGGCUCACACCUCUAAUCCCAGUGGUUGGGGGAGACUGAGGCAGUAGGAUUGCCAGAUGUUCAAGGGCAUCCUGGGCUACAUACUGAAUGUGAGACCAGUCUGAACUACAGUGUGAGACAGUGUAUGUAUGCUGCAGUGCAUGCUGCGUGGAAAUGGCACUAUUUCUGGCUCUAUUGAUUUUAACUCUGAAUUGUUCAAUUCUGAAUGAAAUGAAGUUGACCCUGUGCUAACUUUAACAGUGCAGAGAUCAAUGAGAAACAAACCCAAGAGCCGGCAUUAAUUAGCUAACUUAAGCAAACAAACAAUGUCCUGUCCUGAGCACAGACUUUACAGGCAAGGUAUCUACUUUUUGGAAGCUUUGGGUUGAGAAUAGGUUUUUCCAUGGAUUUAAAGAAAGUGCAAGUCUAUCUCAAACUGUCAAGCAUUCAUUCUUACCCAAAUCUAAGCAGCCGUAGUCGCACAUUAAACGAAUCACCACACCUUAGCAGGUGUUUUCUCAUCCUUUUGAGUCUUUAUAAAAUCAGAAUAUUAGAAAUUCAAAGGAAUAACUCCUUUGUCCUUUUAAAAUUUUUUGAAAAUGAUUCUUGACUUUCUACACUAGUGAUAUGACAGUCAAACUACUGAAGCUUAAUGUUUGGCUGGCCUGCUCCUGAGUUUUAGGAAACUUUAACUUUUAAAGUUUUCUUUUUAUGUGAUUUUUUUUUUCCUCUGCCACACUGUAGCCUAAUGAUUCUUCCUUAGCCAUUUAUAAUUUCAUUAACACACAUACAUUCCAGUUACAUAAAACAUCAUGCUUUUGUGGGUCUGGAGUUUUGGGGAGCACCUGAUGAAAAAUCUUUACUCUGAAGAAGAGGUGGGGAAAAUGUAAGUGGCAUUUUUACCAAGAAUGGCCUCUGCGUGUUAAUUUUACAAAAUGGCCACCAUUUUACUAGGUGCUGCAUUUCCAUGCUGGGCGUAGUGGUUAUGGAAUCACUCAAUACCUUAAUGAUCUGCUGUCAUCAGUGUUGUUAGCAUUCAUGUUGCGGAGCACCACCUGGCAUGUGUGUGAAUCUCUUAGUUGUGACCUAGUGGGAAGUCGGCCUCACUCAGAGCAGUUUAUUCUGUCCCUGGGAGAGAUGACUAAGUCUGCUAAAUGAUAUACAGAUACGUGUAUGUGUGUGUGCUUAUAUAUCAUAUCAACUACUUUUUAUUUUUGUCAAAAUUAAUUAUAAAAAUUAGAUUUCAGUGUCUUAGUUGCAUGAAAAUAUGAAAUGGAGUUUAUGAUGGAUGCUAUGAUGUCUGCUGUAGACAUCAGUAUUGUCUAGUACUGUAGUUGUACCUGGUUGGGUGUCUUUGGCUCACUGAUGUUCAUUUGCUAUUUGUAUGAGCCAACUGUUUUGUUUUCUGUCGUCACUGUGGCAACUUAGCUGAGAUAAUUGGCUUACAAAGAAAAAAGUUGUUUUGGGGUUUUUUUGUUUGUUUGUUUUUGUUUUUUUUGGCUCAUAGUAGUGGAGGUUCUAGUCCACAAUCAAUUGAACCCUGACAGGAGAGGAUAGAACAACUACUUUGCUCAGCAUCCACAUCUCAAAGAUGAGUAAAAGACUUUGGCCCCACAGUCUUUCAAAGGCAGCGCUGCCUCCCACAGACACAGGAACCCCCUAUGGGCCUUUCCCUGGACAUUUCACCGCCUUCCAAGAGCACCAUGCUGGAGAUUGUGUCCUUAGCACAGGGACGUCUGAGUGACACACCAGGCUCCAGACUGAAUCACUAUCCAGUCAAACUGAAAUCUACUUACCUGAAAUUUUAAAUGAUAGUUACUAGAAAUACUGGUAAUACCAGAAAUAACAUAGAUUGGGUAGUUAAUUUUAAGUGCAGACGAUGAUAACUAUUAUCCACUCAUAUAGUCAUUCAAUAGAUGUUUUAAAAAUCAAUUAUAAAGGCCUAACCAGAGUUGAGUGUAUUGGAUGUAUUUAAUUUUGUAAAAAUAUCAUCAUAGGACCUCUGUAUCCCUAUGUAUACAAAGGUCACUUGUAUCUUUUACAUAAAAAUUAUAUUAUUCAUAAGGUAAAUCUAUUCUAAUGCCAUGUGUGUAUUAUAUACUAUAUAGUCAAGAAUAUUAAGUUGUUGAAAUAUUUAGAAAGCAUACAUUUGAAUUUAAAUGUCUAAUGCCUCAAGCAAAUAUAUUAGUUUCAGAAGAAUAUAUAUUUUUGUAACUGCAAGACUAUUAGUAGCCCAUAGCCUUUGCUUAAAAAUAUUUUUGUAAGCAUUCACUUACACAGUACUCAUUUUAAUAGUAAAAUAUCACACUGAUUCUCUAAAAGUAACUGUUUUGACUGUCUGUAUUUAAUAUUAUAUAACAUCCAAAAUUCAAUGAUGAAAUUUAUCUAAAUGUAUUAUUAGCCUUUUUUUCUUUUGUAAAAUACCCAUGUAACAUAGUCUCAAUCAUUACAUAUUUUGUGUAUGGUUAAAUUUGUUAAAGUUCAUUAUAUAUUUUAUAUCAUUUAUUUUUGCCCGUGUAAAAGAUUGGUAUAAUAAUGUUGUAUGAUGAGUGUCAA